UCCUCGCGCGUCGAAGGCGUCACCACUAAUAGACUUUAAAUGGGGCAACAACAUCAGAAGGUCGACAACAUUGAUCACAGGAGUGAACUGCUGGAGAAGUGGACUUUGAGAGACCAUGAGAGCGUGCAGGUGGUUCUGAUUCUGAAGCGGGAGACGCAGACAAGCUAGCUCGCGGUUGGCGCUCAGCUGAAGUUCGGACGCAAACAAAGCGCGGUUCUGCCGAACUGUCACCAUGGGCGUAAAUAAAGCCAAGCUGACAGCCGGCUUCAUCGUGGCGGGGGUGCUGAUGGUGUUUUUCGGAACCGUUCUGGUUUUUGUGGGUCCAAUAGUCAUCGACGACCAAGUGGAGAAGAACACGAUGAUCGACCCGAAGAACGACAUGUCCUACACCAUGUGGAAGGACCUUCCCGUUCCCUUCUUCAUGUCCGUCUACUUCUUCCACGUCCUGAACCCGGAGGAGCUCCUGAACGGAGAGAAGCCCAUGGUGGAGCAGAGGGGGCCCUACGUGUACAGAAAAAGCUGUCAGAAAGAGAACAUCACCUUCCAUCCCAACUUCACGGUGUCCUACAGAGAAUUCCGGACCUACCACUUCGAGCCGUCCAUGUCCGUGGGGAACGAGUCGGACCUGGUCACGGUUCCCAACAUGCUGGUUCUGAGCGCGGCGGUGAUGAUGGAGAAGCUGCCCUUCGCCCUGCGUCUGUUGAUCAGCGCCACCUUCAAGACCUUCAACGAGGGCCCCUUCCUCACCAAGACGGUGGGGGAGCUGAUGUGGGGCUACGACAGCAAACUGGUGGACUUCCUAAACCAGUACCUGCCCGGCAUGCUUCCCGCCUCCGGGAAGUUUGGACUCUUUGCUGAGUUCAACAACUCCAACACCGGCCUGUUCACCGUCAACACGGGAAAAGAUGACAUCAAGAAGGUCCACCGAGUCGACUCGUGGAACGGUCUGACCGAGCUGAGCUACUGGAGGAGCCCCCAGUGCAACAUGAUCAACGGCACAGCCGGGCAGAUGUGGCCCCCCUUCAUGACCACAGAGAGCACCUUACCCUUCUACAGCCCCGACGCCUGCAGGUCCUUGGAGCUGGUUUACCAGCGCCCCGGCGAGAUGCUGGGGAUCCCCCUCUACAGGUUCGUGGCGCCGAAGACCAUGUUUGCCAACGGGUCGGAGUACGAGCCCAACCAGGGGUUCUGCCCCUGCAGGCAGUCGGGUCUCCUGAACGUCAGCACCUGCCGCCACAACUCGCCGGUCUUCAUCUCCCAUCCUCACUUCUUCAACGCCGACCCGGUGCUGCUGGACUCGGUGCUGGGUCUGAAUCCCACCGAGGAGGAGCACGGGCUCUUCAUCGACAUCCACCCGCUGACGGGGGUUCCCCUCAACGUGUCCAUCCGCCUGCAGCUCAACCUCUACAUCAAGAGAGUUUCAGGAAUCACUGAAACCGGCAAGAUUUCUGAGGUGGUGAUGCCGCUGCUGUGGUUCGAGGAGAACGGCUACAUCGAUGGCCCCAUCCUGAACACCUUCCGCACCAACCUGGUGGUCCUGCCGGCCGUCAUGGAGUACCUGCAGUACAUCCUCAUCGCGCUCGGCCUCCUCACCGUCAUCGUGGCGUCAGUGGUCCACCACAAAGUGAAGAGGUCCUUGAACGCCGCCGAGAUCUCCAGCGUCACGGAGAACCCCGGGGCCUCGGCUAACGGGCAGGUAAAAGGCUCGCACGGCUCUCAGGAGAAAAGUUUGAGCGCUGCAGAGAAAUGAGGGCGCCGCUGCCAACGCCGCCGCCAGCCGAAGCUCUCGGACGGACGAGCGAACCCCUCUGCUGCGGGACGACACUCACAAACACAGCCAGCUGGCAGACGCGUCCAGAUGAAACGGAGGACAAGGCGGAGCUCGCCUUUUUAAAGCCGCAUCCGUGUUUGCGGAGUUUUUUUAUGGUCGUUUUAUUUCAGAUGAAAAUGUUUCAUUUUAGACAAAAGUUGCUUUUAACGAGGGAGGCUGUUUGUUUAAUCACUGCCAAGGAUUCAGCGUCUUCCGCCUCGGUGCCUUCACGGGAGUUUCGUCCGAACUCCAGCUUCUCGUUUGUAAAUAUUUUACGCUUCUGACUUUGGAAGCGGAGCCACUGCUGUUUGUUUACUGCGGCCGUCCGCCGUCUGUGGAAAUGCAUGUUUGGUGUUGCACACCUACUCACUGUAAAAUAAUUAAAGAAGCGGAAGAAGUUUGAAUGAAA
Molecule: messenger RNA, 2219 nt
Organism: Oryzias melastigma (Indian medaka)
Lineage: Eukaryota; Metazoa; Chordata; Actinopteri; Beloniformes; Adrianichthyidae
Gene: scarb1
Product: scavenger receptor class B, member 1
Exons: 14
Coding region: 233-1750 (505 amino acids)
Biological process (GO): cholesterol efflux; recognition of apoptotic cell; plasma lipoprotein particle clearance
Cellular component (GO): cytoplasm; caveola
Molecular function (GO): lipid binding; low-density lipoprotein particle binding; scavenger receptor activity
Source: RefSeq, a predicted model, not a curated record